AAACACAGAGAUACGAAUACACAAAUCAACAAUGAUAAAAUUAAAAAAGAAAUUGAAAAACGAGAAUAUACAAGAGAAGAUAAGAUUAAAUGAGAGAAGAAAACAUAACGAAGAUACAAAACAGCAUAUAAACCCUAGUUCGAAAAUAUCGCGAUAAAUUGGAAAAAUCAUCGAAAUCUGCGACCUCCGUUUAUCUCUCCGUCGGGAAAGACCAAUCUCUCACAAUCUGUUGUAUAAUAAUAUUCCACGGGACUAAAAUUUCAGCAUCCUUACUUCCUAAUGGUUCGAGAAAAAGAUGUGUGUUGGGAAUAUGCAGAGAAAUUAGAUGGAAACAAGGUUAGAUGUAAAUUUUGCCAAAGAGUUUUAAAUGGCGGCAUUAGUAGAUUGAAGCAUCAUUUAUCUCGAUUCCCGAGUAAAGGGGUGAAUCCUUGUAGUAAGGUCAGAGAUGACGUUACUGACAGAGUAAGGAAUAUAAUUGCGUCAAAGGAUGAGAUUAAAGAAACCACUAGUGUGAAGAAACAAAAAGUAGCAGAAGUCAAAUCUCCUGGUAGUCUUUCUGCAACCAAAGCUCUUAUGUCUUUGGAGACAACAUCCCCUACUGGGAAGAUUUUCCCUACUAGCAAUCCUUUGACCCCUUCUUCAACAAACAACCAAGAGAAUGCAGAAAGAAGUAUUGCUCUAUUCUUUUUCGAGAAUAAGCUAGACUUCAGUGUUGCGCGGUCAUCAUCGUAUCAGUUGAUGAUUGACGCCAUUGGAAAGUGUGGUCCUGGAUUUACAGGUCCAUCAGCUGAAAUUCUGAAAACAACAUGGCUGGAGAGGAUAAAAUCAGAAGUGGGCUUACAAUCAAAAGACGUUGAGAAAGAGUGGGCUACUACUGGUUGUACCAUUAUUGCAGACACGUGGACUGAUUAUAAAUCAAAGGCCAUUAUUAAUUUCUUAGUCUCAUCACCAUCCAGGACUUUUUUCCACAAAUCAGUGGACGCGUCUGCAUAUUUCAAGAACACAAAAUGGCUGGCUGAUCUGUUCGAUUCUGUUAUUCAAGAGUUUGGCCCUGAAAAUGUUGUGCAAAUUAUUAUGGAUAGCAGUUUUAACUACACUGGCAUUGCUAAUCAUAUUGUGCAGAACUAUGGAACAAUAUUUGUAUCUCCUUGUGCUUCUCAAUGUUUGAACCUAAUAUUGGAGGAAUUCACCAAGGUUGAUUGGAUUAGUAGAUGCAUUUUACAAGCACAAACUAUAUCAAAAUUAAUAUACAAUAAUGCUUCCUUGCUUGAUCUUAUGAAAAAGUACAGUGGAGGCCAAGAACUUAUCAGGACUGGGGUCACAAAGUCUGUAUCAACCUUCCUGUCUUUGCAGUCCAUGUUGAAGCUAAGAACAAGAUUGAAGCAUAUGUUUCACAGCCCUGAAUACGCCUCGAACACUUCCUAUGCAAAUAAACCUCAGAGUCUUUCUUGUAUCGCAAUUGCUGAAGAUGGUGAUUUCUGGAGAACAGUGGAAGAGUGUGUGGCCAUCUCCGAGCCUUUUUUGAAGGUUUUAAGAGAAGUAUCCGAAGGGAAACCAAUUGUAGGUUCGAUAUACGAACUAAUGACUCGGGCCAAAGAAUCAAUCAGGACAUACUACAUAAUGGAUGAGAACAAAUGCAAGACAUUCUUAGAUAUAGUAGAUAAAAAGUGGAGGGACCAACUUCAUUCCCCUCUACAUGCAGCUGCAGCAUUUUUAAACCCUAGUAUCCAAUACAAUCCUGAAAUAAAAUUUCUCUCUUCUAUAAAAGAAGACUUCUUUAAUGUUCUGGAGAAGUUACUUCCUGUACCAGACAUGAGGCGCGACAUCACCAAUCAAAUCUACACGUUUACAAAGGCACAUGGAAUGUUUGGUUGUAGCCUAGCAAGGGAAGCAAGAAACACAGUUGCACCAUGGCUUUGGUGGGAACAGUAUGGUGAUUCUGCUCCUGGGUUGCAACGAGUUGCCAUUAGAAUAUUAAGUCAAGUUUGUAGCACUUUCUCAUUUCAGAGGCAGUGGAGUACCUUUCGGCAAAUUCACUCUGAGAAGAAGAAUAAGAUUGAUAGAGAAACACUGAAUGACCUUGUUUAUAUAAACUACAAUCUCAAAUUGACUAAGCAGGUGAAUGCGAAGUCAUUAGAAGUUGAUCUGCUUCAAUCUGAUGAUAUUGACAUGACUUCUGAGUGGGUGGAGGAAAAUGAAACUGCAAGUCCAACUCAGUGGCUGGAUCGUUUUGGUCCAGCUUUGGAUGGCAAUGAUUUGAACACAAGACAGUUUGGUUCUUCUAUAUUUGGUGCAAAUGAUCCCAUAUUUGGAUUGUAAUUCUGUAUCAUAUCCUUUUUUUUUUUUACUCAUGUAGCAUAUCAAGUGUUGUUUAUAGUUCUAGAUCGUGUUCGGCCUGGUUGAAAUAGGUUUCAUUUUUUACUUGUAGGAAGUAUCUAUGUGAAUGAAAAUGAUGUAAAGAUGAGAGUUUAGAUAUGUGAAGGCAAAUCACUUAAAAGUCAUAUUUACCUUAGCUUUAUCCGAACAAUUUGACAACUUUAUGAUAGUGCACAUUCCCUAAGUAUGAACAAGUUUAAUAUGUGGAA
Cicer arietinum (chickpea) is the source of this 2585-nucleotide messenger RNA. RefSeq lists its product as uncharacterized. Gene Ontology annotation, molecular function: DNA binding; protein dimerization activity. The record is from RefSeq and is a predicted model, not a curated record. Lineage: Eukaryota; Viridiplantae; Streptophyta; Magnoliopsida; Fabales; Fabaceae.